AUGCACUGUAAUACAGUACCCAAAUCACAGGCCGUUUUCUUCUUUGAGCACGAGAGUAACUUGACCAAGGUGCGAGGCUUUGGAGAAAGAGUGUCUGCCGCAGACUACGAGCAAUCUGAGAAAACCACGAAAGAUUCAUCAGAGCAAAGAGUUUGUCGAAAAGCCACAAGACGUGGUCGCUACUCCAGAUGGUGCAGUCCUUAUCCAAAUGACAACCAACAAACGCUAGAGCCUGGGAAAAUCACAGAACACACUCAAAACACAAAUUCAAAAACGCCGGAAACUCUUCAGCCUCCAUUCGGGCUUUCAUGGCUACAGGCAACCCAGAUACUAAAUAUUUUCCGUCAAGAGUACACCUCUCAAUUUCCCUUUGUGCUAAUCCGCAGCGAUGUCACGGCAGAAUCUCUGUAUAAAGGAAACCCAUUCCUGUUUCGAGCUGUCAUGCUAGUUGCUGCACCACUAUCAGAACCUAGAAUCAUCAAAAUGAAGCGCAAUGUGCUUGCCUACCUGGGUUAUAGAACACUUGUCGAAGAAGACAAGACUCUGGACAUACUUCAAGUGACCAAGCCAAUACUGAUAUGCCAAGCCGUCAACUUGGCAUGCCUUGGGCUAGGAUAUGCGCACAACCUGGGAAUUACACAAGAUACUUCACUGUCUUCUGGCCCUCAUAUCAAUACUAAAGACUCGUAUAUAGCAGUACUGGAUCCAAAAGAAGAUGCAGAUUCAAUGGAGAAGAAACGCACUCUCCUUGGCAUAUACUGUGUGUUGUCAAUUCUCUCAACGAGACAAUCACGCACAAAUCCUCUGCAGACACCCUAUAUAAACGGCUGCCUCAAAUCCUUCAGUGAGACCCAAGACUCGCCAUCCGAUUCUGUAGCAGAGCACAUGGUCCGUCUGAUCCAGAUGAGCGAGAGACUCUCAGAAGGGUUUGGUGACCCGUAUGAACGUACACUCUCCAGACCGUUUGCUUUCCUUCUAGAAGGAACUGGUAGACGCUUCCACUCUGAUCUAAGUCGCUUGUCAGAGUCAGUUGCAUAUCCCAAUCUCGCAAGUCGCAGCCAGAUAUUCGAGUUACAUCGCUUGUAUCUCCUUGUGCGGUUGUAUGAGCCGGCAAUUAUAGUGGCAUGUCAUCCAGACGAGGGUGUAGCUCAGUUUUAUUAUCUUUUGAUAUGUCUGCGCAAUUGCCUUGAAGCUAUGCAAUCCUUUUUCGAACUUCUUCUGGGAUUACCUGUCGAAAUUGUUCUGCGUUGUUCAAUACUUACCGUCGAUCAAGCUCUUUAUGUCAUGUUGCAAGCAUCAAGACUGCUUCUCAUUGAAACUCAUGAGUGGGAUGUUGAGUCCGCUCGACAGACACUGGAUUUGAGUGCCGUACUGGGUCGGGUGAUAGCACGUUUUGAAGAAGCAGAAGAACUACGUAAGAAGGAGAUAAGGAAUUUUGUUGAUGGUGUACGCGAAGAAGAAAGUGGAGGUGGUGUUAGCAGUGUCACUAUGGUCGUAAAGGAGGUACAGUGGCUGAAAUACUGGUUCGAAGCCAAUACUCAAGGGCGUCAAGUGGGAGAUGCAUCGUCAGUUGAGGCAAAUGGAGACAUGUCUCACAAUGGAGCAAAGCCAAGGUGGUCUGUAGGACUCUUGGAGGAAAUGCCAUGGAAUAUCACAUCUUGA
Messenger RNA from Fusarium graminearum PH-1, 1662 nucleotides. RefSeq lists its product as uncharacterized. The transcript has 7 exons. Gene Ontology annotation, molecular function: transcription cis-regulatory region binding; DNA-binding transcription factor activity, RNA polymerase II-specific. Gene Ontology annotation, cellular component: nucleus. Gene Ontology annotation, biological process: regulation of DNA-templated transcription. NCBI's taxonomy places the organism in Eukaryota, Fungi, Ascomycota, Sordariomycetes, Hypocreales, Nectriaceae. The record is from RefSeq and is a predicted model, not a curated record. The coding region runs from base 1 to 1662 and encodes 553 amino acids.